CGUUAUCGCAAUCGGCGAAACAGUACAUUUUUGGGCUGUCGUUUCUCCGUGCUCUGUUCGGCUAUAACGGUUGUGCGAUGUGUUGCCGUUUUGGCCAAUUUCGGGUCAGUUAGCCCGUGGAUCGUGUGACGAGUGCAUUGCGAAAAUGCCAACUGCCCAGACCAUCUUCAUUGCCGCCUGUUUGCUGCUGGCCCCAACAGCCCGCUCCACACCGAUUGCCCCCAGGAAUGCCAAUGUGGCCACGGAGAUCAUUAUUCUGCACAACAAUGACAUGCAUGCCCGGUUCGAGCAGACGAACGUGAACAGCGGCACGUGCUCCCAGGAGGAUGCCAAUACGGACAAGUGCUACGGAGGAUUCGCCCGAGUGGCCUACGAGGUUCGCAAGUACCGCAAGGAGGCAGCGGAUGGUGGAACUGCCGUCCUCUAUCUGAAUGCUGGCGACACUUACACGGGCACUGCCUGGUUCACCAUCUUCAAGGAUGAGAUUGCCAGCGCCUUCCUCAACAAACUGCAGCCAGAUGCCAUCUCGCUGGGCAACCACGAGUUCGAUCGGAACAUUGAGGGUCUGGUGCCGUUCCUGAAUGCCGUGGAGUUCCCUGUGCUGGCCUGCAACCUCAAUCUGACCAACGAGCCCACCCUGGCUGCCACCAAACAGUUGGCCAACUCCACGAUCCUCGAGGCAAAUGGCACUAGAAUCGGUGUGAUUGGCUACCUCACGCCAGACACCAAGAUUCUCUCCUUCAAGAACAACGUGGAAUACGUAGAUGAAAUUGUGGCCAUUAAUGCUGAGGCAGCGAGGCUCAAGGCUGACGGCAUCAAAAUCAUUAUUGCCUUGGGCCAUUCGGGCUACCUGAGAGACCAGGAGAUAGCCAGGAACUGCCCUGAGGUGGACAUUGUCAUUGGCGGACACUCGCACACCUUCCUUGACUCCAGCCAGCCCGUGGCCGCUCCCACGGACACUGAUCAGGAGGCCGUGCGUGGCCCCUACCCCACCACAGUGGUGCAGGGGAACGGCAAGAAGGUGCCAGUGGUGCAGGCCUAUGCCUACACGAAGUAUCUGGGCAAGAUCCAUGUGCAGUUCGAUGCGGAGGGAAAUCUGAUUGAGUUUGAUGGUGCGCCCAUACUGCUGAAUGCCUCUGUGACCCAGGAACAGGAUCUGCUGGAUCUGCUGGAGGUGUACCGACCCAACGUGACCGCCGUGGAGAACUCCAUUGUGGGCUACACCAAGGUGUAUCUCGAGGGCGGUGGCGUCUGUCGGCUGAGGGAGUGCAACUUGGGCAAUCUGGUGACCGAUGCCAUGAUUCACGCUCGCGUCCUGGAGGAUCAGGGUGGCGAAUACUGGACAGAUGCACCCAUUGCCCUGAUGCAGGGCGGAGGCAUUCGUGCUCCGAUUGAGAAGGAUGCGGCUGGAAAUAUCACCGGCAGCGAUCUCCUUGCCGUGCUGCCCUUCCAGAACGAUCUGUUCAUCACCAGGGUGACGGGAAAGACCUUGCUGGCGGCACUGGAGCACUCGGCCACUGUGAGGACUCACGAUUCGAACGGCGGCUUCCUGCAGAUGUCGGGCCUGCAGGUGGAGUACAACUACAACAAUGACGAGGGUCAUCGCUUGGUGUCCGCGCAGGCGCUCUGCGCCGACUGCAUCGUGCCCAAGUACAGCAGGGUCAACGAGAGUGCCCACUACCUUGUGAUCGUGCCCCAGUUCCUGCUGGAAGGCGGCGACGGCUACACCCUCACCGAGGAGAGCGAUCCCCUCAGCAUUCGCAUGAAGCGGAACGACAUAGAGGUCGUCGCCGAUUACCUGAUGCAGCGGCACUUCGUCUAUCCCGAGAUCCAGGAUCGUAUUAUCAUACACGAGAAGAGCGAAGAUGAUUCGGGGGCCAGCAUUGUGGCGUCCAUCGCCCUCGUUCUGUUCUCUGCCCUGGCCACAAGAUUCCUAAACUAAGCAAAAAUCCUUCUCUUCGCUUUCUCCCUCCAUAGCAAAGCAUAAAAUAUGCAAAAUCUUUGCCACUAGCUCAAUUUGUGUAGAAUCAAAUGACGACGUAUUUAUGCUCUUUUCGUUCGUUUAAUUGUGCUUUUAGGGUUUACCCAGGGCAUCUAAUGUAUGUCAUUAUCCUAGCAUAAUUGCAAAUAAAUGUUGUGCAAAUCGUCACUUAAA
Molecule: messenger RNA, 2155 nt
Organism: Drosophila guanche
Lineage: Eukaryota; Metazoa; Arthropoda; Insecta; Diptera; Drosophilidae
Gene: veil
Product: protein 5NUC
Exons: 7
Coding region: 146-1942 (598 amino acids)
Biological process (GO): AMP catabolic process
Cellular component (GO): plasma membrane
Molecular function (GO): metal ion binding; nucleotide binding; 5'-nucleotidase activity
Source: RefSeq, a predicted model, not a curated record